This is a messenger RNA of Gongylonema pulchrum, 315 nucleotides long. The record is from the annotation of a GenBank genome assembly. Lineage: Eukaryota; Metazoa; Nematoda; Chromadorea; Rhabditida; Gongylonematidae.
AUGUCGGGCACUGGAAAAUGCCUGGAGCACCGUGUCGCUACAGUUACGCCGACAACAACGAACUCUGUAAACCUCAAAUCAAACCGUUACACUCAGUCGAUGAACGAAGGCACAUCCUCGGCGCUGGCCGAAGAGGCAGGCUGGAUGGACAAGUUGCAGUAUGCAGCCGCUUGCUACCAAACGGUAAAUUUUUUUCCCGAUGCAAUUUCUGGAACAGUUUUCAGGCUUUCGCUACCGAUACAGCAGCAGCAGCAGCAGCUGGUAACUCUUCCAUCCCUCCAUCCGGGAGUGCCACGUCGGUUCAGCUCCCUGUAG